AUGAACAACGCCGUCACCCUGGUUCCCUCUGAUCAAAUCAUUGUGGCCUACUCGGAUGGUGAAAUCACCGCUGGAGAGAUUUCUCGCGCUUUGUUCUACGCCAAUUCUCGCUUGUUGGCCAUGCACCUGUAUGUUGACAAGAGCUUUGCCACAGCCAUGCCCGGUUAUGCAGAAAAUUUUUACACACUCAUGCAAUGGGAAAUGGAGACUUUUGUAACUCUAUUCAUCAACAUAUCCUUCCUGAGCAGGUGCUCCGCUACCAUUCCAAAACUUCUCCACGAUGUGAUUGCAAUUUUGGUUGUCCAUAAAUUGGUGGACCGGCAACCGGAUGUGAAUGAGGUCCUCAUGGAAAUCAAAGCAUUGCCUCUUUCUGUCCAUUCCGCCGCAUCAGAUCAAUAUGACAUUGCUCGUAUGCCAGACUACUUCAAUGCCUGGUGGAAGGAGAACCUGGGCUCCUGCAGGGUGCCAGACAUGUUGCCAAAAUCAUCUGUCCAAGAUGUGAUGGAGUUGGUUGAGGGCCAUUUUUCAGAACUCCCGGAUCAUGUGGAAACCGACCUCCUCCCUUAUAUGCUCACACUUGGCCCGGUUCGUCAACCGGAAAUGGUCGGAUCAGCAUCUCUUGAGCAGUGCCGUCAGACGACAAUCGGUAGAGAGCUGUUGGAAAUUUUGCAGAGAAGGAUGACAAACUUUUUACGUUCAAGUGAUAAGUUGGCCGGAGUAGUUGGGCCGGUUGCUGAACUCACUAGGGCCGUGGCGUCCUCACAAUCACUCAUGGACCAGUUGAAUACAGAUGACAGUGCAUCUACCUACCUUGCCGGUGAAUUGGUUUAUGACACCUUCAUGUCCAAAAUUCAUCGACAACCGGUAAAGCCAAUGAGUGUUGGACUUUUAGAUGUCGACACUUGUAUUGCUUUGGAGCAGCUUGCCAAUGUCCUGGCCGUUGCUUACUUCAAUCCUGAACAGGUUGUCCUAAGAACACCGAGUGUCAUCAUUGAUUCCGGAGGCAGAAUAAUUGUCUGGUAUUUGCCCGGAGCCAUGACUGGCAUGAUAAUGACAGACAUGCAAUGCGCCACGAAUUCCAUAGGACAUCUGUUGAACGAUAGCAUCACCACCAGGAAGGCUACUGAAUGGAGGACCCAUGAGUCCAAUUUCUAUCCGAGUCCGGAUGGGAAGAUCACACCCAGUUGCAUAAAUAUAUCACCCGCCUGGUUUCAGCAAGGCAGAGAGAAACAUGGUUUCCCAAAACUUGAUCCGGAAGACAGCUUCUCACCUCAGGUAUCCGCUGCAUUGAAAGGUGAUGCUGGUCGCAAUAUCACAACCUCCCUUCAAAGGUCCGGUAUCCUUGUCUCUGCUGCACUUUGGGUCAUGCACCCAGAUCUAUAUAGGGCUGGAAUCAAAACUCAAGUCUGGCUCGGUGAAUGGGCGACCCAGUAUCAGUUAGAAGACAUGUGCCAUCAUCUCAAACAUUGGGCAUCUGUCUUCAAUGGUAGCCGGAUUGUCACUGCAUGGUACAUGCGAGAUAGUAUCCAUAAUUUUGUUGGAACUCCAAGGACAGACUAUGCAAAAUAUGGCAAUGUACAACGCAGUGACCCGGUUGAGAAGAAAGAUGUUUAG
Suillus discolor is the source of this 1614-nucleotide messenger RNA. RefSeq lists its product as uncharacterized. The record is from RefSeq and is a predicted model, not a curated record. NCBI's taxonomy places the organism in Eukaryota, Fungi, Basidiomycota, Agaricomycetes, Boletales, Suillaceae. The transcript is spliced from 8 exons. Bases 1 to 1614 code for a protein of 537 amino acids.